UCAGGGGUGGAGGAUGCCAGGUAGGGGCAAGUCCCAUCUAGACGAGUUCCCUCCUUCAGGCAUUCCUAGAUCUCUGGUCAUUCUUUUCCAAACAGGAGAAGGUCGCCUGGUCUUAUAAAGCCGGGAGAGAGGUCUGAAGGGUCCGAGGGCCCUUCACCUGCUGAGGUUUUCCAAGGCCUUAACCCUCCCUGCUCUUCACAGGAUUCAGUGCCCACAAUAAUUAGCGUGCAAUAAUUAACUGGUGAGUGGCCUUCGCCCGAUCCCAGGCCCCCCUCCUGGGCCACAUUCCCCGCUGCCUGCCCUACUGCCGGUCUCCUAGGCCACUAAACCUCGGCUGUGCUCCAGAGUAGGGCAAGGGGGACUGCGGAGCCGAGCAGAAGCCUGAGCGGAACCAGGAACACUUCCUCUCCCAGGGACUGACAUGGCCCAGCGGGUAACAACACAGCUGUUGCUCCUUCUGGUGGGGGUGGCCGCAGUAUGGGCGGCCCGGUCCAGGACUGAGCUUCUCAAUGUCUGUAUGGACGCCAAGCACCACAAGGAAAAGCCAAGCCCGGAGGACGAGCUGCAUAAGCAGUGCAGCCCCUGGAAGAAGAAUUCCUGCUGCUCCACCAACACCAGCCAGGAAGCCCAUAAGGAUAUUUCCUACCUGUACAGAUUCAACUGGAACCACUGCGGACAUAUGACACCUGCCUGCAAGCGCCACUUCAUCCAGGACACCUGCCUGUAUGAGUGCUCCCCUAACCUGGGGCCCUGGAUCCAGGAGGUGAACCAGAGCUGGCGCAAGGAGCGCAUCCUUGAUGUGCCCCUGUGCAAAGAGGACUGCCAGCAAUGGUGGGAGGACUGUCGCACCUCCUACACCUGCAAGAGCAACUGGCACCAGGGCUGGGACUGGACCUCAGGCUAUAACCGGUGCCCAGCAGGAGCUGCCUGCCUUCCCUUCCAUUUCCACUUCCCCACACCUGCUGCUCUGUGCAGUGAAAUCUGGACUCAUUCCUACCAGGCCAGCAACUACAGCCGAGGGAGUGGCCGCUGCAUCCAGAUGUGGUUUGACCCAGCCCAGGGCAACCCCAAUGAGGAGGUGGCGAGGUUCUAUGCCAUGGCCAUGAGUGCUGGGGCCCUGCCCCGAGGGGUGGAGCCUCUUCUGCUCAGCCUGGCCCUGAUGCUGCAGCUCGGGCUCCUGGGUUUAGCUCCUUUUACUCUCUGAUACCUGCACAGCCCUGCCCUGUUGAGCCCCAAAGCUCCUAGCCAUUCACCUCCUAUUCCUCGGCCAGGGAUAGGGCUCUGACCGACAGUUUGAAUAAACCAGACACCCACCAGG
Lutra lutra (Eurasian river otter) is the source of this 1318-nucleotide messenger RNA. Its product is annotated as folate receptor alpha-like. The record is from RefSeq and is a predicted model, not a curated record. Gene Ontology annotation, biological process: cell adhesion; fusion of sperm to egg plasma membrane involved in single fertilization; sperm-egg recognition. Bases 422 to 1204 code for a protein of 260 amino acids. NCBI's taxonomy places the organism in Eukaryota, Metazoa, Chordata, Mammalia, Carnivora, Mustelidae. Gene Ontology annotation, cellular component: external side of plasma membrane. The transcript is spliced from 6 exons. Gene Ontology annotation, molecular function: signaling receptor activity.